AUAGCUGGCCGGCCGGACUGGCCACCACACCGGCGCCCCACCGGCGCUUGCCGCUGCUAUAUAUUACUCCUAGGUCUCUCCCUCGAGACACGCACCCCUUCCCCUCGCCUUACUUAACAUCAACUAGUGCCUUGCGGUGGUGGUCCUCCCUCCUCCUCUCCAUCCAGUUGCUCAUCACGCCGUCUCCCUCCCCUCUUACCUCACAUCCCUUCUCUCCCCUCCUCACGAGCUCUCCAAAACAAAGGAGCGCGCGCCACCAAGCAUGGACAAGCAGCAGCACCAGCAGCUCUUUGAUUCCUCCUACGUGGACACGUCCUUCUUCGUUGCCAGUGGCACGGCGCAGGGGGAGAGCCGGCCGAGGGCGCGGCGCAGGCGGCGGAGGGCGGCAAGGUGCGGCGACGUCGACGGCGGCGAUCUGGACGGAGGAGGUGACCCCAAGAAGCGCCGGCUCAGCGACGAGCAGGUGGAGAUGCUCGAGCUCAGCUUCCGGGAGGAGCGCAAGCUGGAGACCGGCCGGAAGGUGCACCUGGCCGCCGAGCUCGGCCUCGACCCCAAGCAGGUGGCCGUCUGGUUCCAGAACCGCCGUGCGCGUCACAAGAGCAAGCUGCUCGAGGAGGAGUUUGCCAAGCUCAAGCACGCCCACGACGCCGCCAUCCUCAACAAAUGCCACCUCGAGAACGAGGUGCUGAGGCUGAAGGAGAGGCUUGGGGCCACAGAGGAGGAGGUGAGGCGUCUCAGAUCCGCGGCUGGGAGCCACGCGCCAUCCGGUGACGGCGGAGACGCCGCUGGCGCCGUUGUCGCGUGCGGCGGCAGCCCGAGCUCGUCCUUCUCGGCGGGCUCCUGCCACCAGCAGCACCCAGGUUUCAGCGGGCAGGACGUGAUGGGGCCGGACGAUGACCUGAUGAUGUGCGUCCCGGAGUACGGUGGAUACGCCGAUAGCAGCGUGGUCGAGUGGUUUAGCCUGUACGGACUCAUGUGAGAUUAAGAUGGGCAUCAGCUGAAAGCAGAUUAUUCUAGCUACUAGUUAGUCAUCAUAGUGUUAAUUAAUUAAGUUGGGAUCAAUGGUCUGAAGGUGUGCGUGUUCAAUUAUGUACAUAAGGUUUAUUAAUUAAUGGCAAAAGCUUGCCAGCUAGCAAGUGCUACAAGAUAUGCAUGAGUUUUAUCA
Molecule: messenger RNA, 1165 nt
Organism: Lolium perenne
Lineage: Eukaryota; Viridiplantae; Streptophyta; Magnoliopsida; Poales; Poaceae
Product: homeobox-leucine zipper protein HOX14
Biological process (GO): positive regulation of DNA-templated transcription
Cellular component (GO): nucleus
Molecular function (GO): sequence-specific DNA binding; DNA-binding transcription factor activity, RNA polymerase II-specific
Source: RefSeq, a predicted model, not a curated record